Molecule: messenger RNA, 7458 nt
Organism: Verticillium dahliae VdLs.17
Lineage: Eukaryota; Fungi; Ascomycota; Sordariomycetes; Glomerellales; Plectosphaerellaceae
Product: peroxide stress-activated histidine kinase mak2
Exons: 3
Coding region: 1-7458 (2485 amino acids)
Biological process (GO): phosphorelay signal transduction system; protein autophosphorylation
Molecular function (GO): protein binding; phosphorelay sensor kinase activity; histidine phosphotransfer kinase activity
Source: RefSeq, a predicted model, not a curated record
AUGCCCGACGAUCAGCAUGAUCCGCCGGCGCGCCUCUUCGAGCGACUCCGCCAGAUUGCCGGCUACACCUGGGACGACAGUCAUCCGCCGUUCCAUACAACCUAUGAAAUCUGGGAUGUCGUCGGCACCAAGUUCGUGUCGCCCUUCUCCCCGCCCACGACAUAUCCCGUCUCGAGCCCUGGGUCUGCGGCGAGGCUCCAGUCCGGCCGCCCGUCGCCCUCUGAGCAUUACAGCUCCCCCAGCAUCAUCGGCGCCGAGACCCAGGCCGACGCCAGCAAAGACCCCUCGCUCUCGCCCGCAUCGCCUCCCAUGCCGACUUCGAACCCCGAUACCCUCUACCCCGAAGAACCCGUUAUUGCACGCAUAUCCUACCAUGUCCUCCGCGAAGAGAGAACCUUCCACAUUACCAAGCACCUCAUCACAUCCGUUGACCCCCACGGAGAGCAUAUCGUCAAGCCGAUAGACCUCGUCCGCCUGACGCCGCAGCCCGGAGACCGCGGGUCCAUCAUUGUGGCCAUCUACCAGCACCCCGGACGCAAUGCCAUAUUCGACUUGAUAGACGUCGGCCCGGCCUUUUACAGCACGCGCAAGGUCAACGACCAUUGGGAGGCGUACAGAAAGGAGGUCUUUAGUCUCAACCCGCCAAUAGGCGUGCCCGAGUUUCUGCGCUUCGCCAUUGGCGCCGCGCAGUGUCUGGAGAUACUGCACUAUGGCCAAGGCGCCACGCACGGCGAGAUCAGGCCCGACGCCUUCCACUACAAUAUCGAGACGCACCGCGUCAAGCUCGCCGCCAUCGGUACGGGCACCAGGUCCUUCGAGAACAGACUGCAGAGCUCGGCGUGGUCAAACCUGUCCAAGGAGCUCGGGGCGAAGAACAAGCUGCUGUACAUCAGUCCCGAGCAGACCGGACGCAUGCCCGCCGAGCCCGACAGCAGGACAGACAUUUACUCUUUGGGUGUCGUCCUGUGGACAAUGCUGACGCAACACCCCGUCUUUGAUGGUGAUACGCCUCUAGAUAUCGUCCACUCUGUGCUCAAGGGAAGCAUACCCCGACUGUCGAAAGUGAGGGAAGACCUUCCGUCUGUGAUCGGCCGCAUCAUCGAAAAGUGUACGGCCAUGCGCGUGGCCGAUCGCUACCAUUCGGCGAGCGGUCUACGCCACGAUCUCGUCAAGGUCCAGGAGUUUCUGGAAAAGGGAGACUGGCUGGCCCUCGAAAAGUGGACCAUUGGUGAGAAGGAUAUCUCCUCCUUCUUCAUCCUCCCGACCAUGAUGAUCGGGCGAUCCAAAGAGAGGAACGAACUGCUCAAGGUCAUCGACCGAUCUGCCAAGAGCCACGCCAUGAGCCAAAAGGUCGCCAGCAAUCGAUUUUCAGACGGGUCCAACCUCUCCAACGACAUUUUGGACGCGGCCGACGCCUCGAGCGAAGGAGCCAGUUCCGCCGAUGGCACGGCCCGCCGCAGCGGCUCCUUCACCCAAACUACCUCCUCAGACCCUAGGCAGGUCAGGGCUAGUUUUGUGCCGUCGGUGCUCUCUGACAGCCAGACCAUCUCGGGUGAGACGGUUGCCUCGACCAACAGUGGUCCUCUGGCCCGAAUGGCAAGACCCUGGGAACGCAACUCCUCCGUGUCUGUCGAGACGCGAAGCCUGGCGGACAGCAUGGGGACCAGUGAUAUGAACCGGCAAAGCGUGGCCGACUCUACAGCCUCGAGCUUGUCCCGCCAACUCGGAUCGGCCAAGUUUAGGCGCCGCGGACAUUGCGAGAUCAUUACCAUCGAAGGUGUUGCCGGCCUGGGCAAGAGCUUUCUCUUCCAGUCUGUCUUUGCAGAGGCCAGAAAGCGGGGCUACUACGUCUCUGCCAAGUUUGACAACGCAAGGAGACAGGCCUUCGGCCCUUUGCUCAAGUUGCUAUCCUCGCUCUUCCGACAAGUAUUUGGCGAGAAACACACAGACACGCCUUUCCACCAUGCGUUGAAACACUACAUACGCCCUGUCUGGCCGAUGCUUGCCAAAGCAUUAGGCCUCCCUGAACAUCUUCUCGGCACCAUUGAUAACUCAACUGCGCGAUCGCCACCGACCUUCCAGGGGUCUCGCAACAUGAGAAACAGCAUGAAGCAGGGGCUGUCUCCUGACGCUUCACCCGGCCUGCAGCCCAAGAACCCGGGCAUACCGCUGCAAAGCUCCCAGGAUUUCCUGCGAGCAGGCACAUCUACGAAGAACACGAGGCUGAUGAACACGUUCUUGGACGUGCUGCGCAUGAUCACGGCCAAUAAGUUUAUCAUCAGCGCAAGGAUGAGGAUGGUCAUUAUUGUGACGUACCGGCCGGAUGAAAUGACGCCUGACGAGGUUCAUUCCAUUGUCAACUCUACAGAACCCGACGGCAAGUCCAAAUAUUGUGAUCAUGCAGCGGACAACCACUCAUGCUCUACAGACUUUUCGCGCACAGGGAGGCCGACAAUCACCCGGAUCGCGCUGGCGCCCCUCAGCGAGAUCGACAUUGUGCACUAUGUUGCUGCCACGUUGUGUCGACCCAAAGAGGACAUUUUGCCAUUGGCCCUAGUCAUCCAGUCCAAGACUGCUGGCAACCCAUUCUACAUCAGGGAGAUGCUCAGCGCAUGCUACCGCAAUAAGAGCAUCUGGUACGAAUACAAGGACAGCAACUGGCACUUUGAUCUUGACCGGCUCUUCGAUCAGUUCCAGACGGAGGGAUACGAUGUUCUCGAUACGGCUUUCAUCACUCAGCGUCUGAAAGAGCUCCCGCCAUCGGCGCGUGCAAUUUUGGCCUGGGCUGCGCUUCUCGGCUACUCCUUCUCUUUUGAGCUCGUCAGUCGUCUCUUGACGGGCGAGUUCCAAUACACGGACGAUGUUGCUUGUGUUGAUCCCAACGCCGAAGAGGUGAACACAAAAUACUCAAACGAUGAAGUCAUCGCUGGCCUCCAGGCUGCCGUCAACGCGUGUAUUCUGAUGCCUGGCGAGACGGAUGACCGGUUCCGUUUUGCCCAUGACCGCUACAUCCAGGCCUCGGCCGCGCUCAAGGAAUGUAACGCCCGCAAAAUGCGCUUCAUCAUCGCCCAAACUCUCAUGAAGUACUACUCAACGGAUGCUCGGGCGAGAGAUACUGCUUCGUUACACAUUUGCGAGUCCGCCGAGCUGAUCAAACGGCGAGUGAGGAUCCGCGAACCCUUUCGCACGCUGCUCCUCGAGUGCGCCGCAACGGCAACAGAGAACGAGGCACGGCCGACGGCUGCCAAGUAUUAUGCGACGGCCUUGGACCUCCUCCAACAGAAUCCCUGGACCGAUGGCCUCGAGGACGUGUCUUACGACGAAACCCUACAGAUACACCUGCGAGCGGCUGAGUGCAGUUUGUACAUGAAUCAAGAAGAAGAGGCGAGCCGUCUUCUCUCUAUCCUGUUUGAGAAGGGACGCACGGCGAUCGACAAGGCACCCGCGUACGUGCUGCAAUCACGGAUUCACACCCAGGCUGGGGAUGUGGCCGCAGCGUGCGACUCGCUGGAGAAGUGUUUGCGCCUCAUGAAUGUCAGGCUAGAGGAACACCCGACGUACGAACGCUGUGACCGAGAAUUUGAACGCCUGGCGAUCAAGAUUCAGACGAUGGACAAGACGGAACUGAUGCAACCGGCCGUGUCACCGGACCCAACCUUACCCUCGAUCGCCGCCGUCAUGGCUGAGACGUUGAGCUCGGCAUGGUGGAGCAACUCACUCCGGUUCUACAGCAUCACCCUCGCCAUGCUGGAUCUGCACUUGACUUCUGGCGCAUUUCCGCAGUCUGGGCUGGUCUUUCUCUACUUUGGCAUCAUCGCUCUCUCCCGCUUCAACCUCGUUAAAUUGGCUGUGGAGGCUGGUGAUGUCUGCAUCGAAAUGCUCGAUCGAUUCCGAGAUCCCUUCUCCAUGGCGAGAGGCUACAUGGUCUAUGCCAUCUUCAUCGGCCACGUGCAGUUCCCCGUCAGCGUGGCCUUGACACACCUGGAAGGCUCUGUCGAGUAUGCUGCGACCGCCGGAGAUCGCAUAUCGUCAAUCAUGAGCGCUGGCUUGUCUGCGAUGCUCAAGUUUUACGCUAGCGAAAACCUUGCUGAUGUCGAGGCAUUCGCCCAGUAUGCCUGCGAAGACGUUCAGGGUUGGAAGGACGACACCCGGGGCGGCACUCUGCUCAUCGCCGUUCGGCAGCUCUGUCGUGCCAUGCAGGGCAAGACAAGAACCAGGGACGCACAGCACGUGUUGAGCGACAAUGUUUUCAAUACCCUCCAAUACAAGUCGCGGCUCGACACGAAAAUUCUGAAGGGAAACCGCUCCAUCUUGUUCUUCGAAACGUUGGAGAUAAUUCCGCUUUUCCUCUUUGGCCACUAUGACCGCGCGAUCGAGAUUGGGGCAGCCUGUUACGAGAACAUCGAUAUCAUGUGGUCUGCCCGCAACAGUCGCCACCUUAUAUUCUUCUACGGACUGUCCCUUGCUGGCCGGAUGCUACAUCGUCUCGACGACCCGCGGUUCAACCCAGACAGCCUCGAGGCGGAGAAGCAAGAAUGCAUCCAAACACUGCGCGAGUUUACGAGAAAGAUCAAAGAGUGGUCCACGUACAACGAUGUCAACUACGCUUCGUGGUACAAGAUUCUCGAUGCUCAGAUUUGCGAGCUCAGCAAGGACUAUGGCGGCGCAAUCAUGCUUUACGAAGAGGCAUUGGAUCAUGCCGAGGAGCACAAUCACACCUUUGACGAGGCGUUGGGUAACUAUCUCAUGGCCGGUGUGUUUGUCGGGAGGAAAGCGAGGCGGUCUGCCCCGGGCGGCUAUGAGGGACUCUGCCGCGCUACGGACUUUUCAUCAGACGCUCCUCCACCGCACUUCCGUGCCAUGGAUGGCGAGGAGAGCGAGGAUUUACCACUGGCUCCAAGCAGCGCGCUGGUCGAUCUGAAGGGUGAACGGAUCGGUGCCUGGCGUGGCUCCGUUCACCUCCAAGCUGGUGCCGGGGCCGGUCUGCCUGCGCUCGAUAUGAUUGACCUGCACGCGAUCCUGCUGUCGUCUCAGGUCAUCUCGGCCGUUCUCAACGUCGACCAGCUUCUCGAGACAAUGUGCGACGUCAUCUUACAGACCUGCGGUGGCACGGCCACACUCGCCGCCAUUAUCGUCCGCGAUGCGCAGGGAUGGUGUCUCGCGGCUAGCGGAGAUCCUGAGCGGGGAGCAAAAGCCCCUGAGAGCCGCGAGUUGCUCUCGCACACGUCGCUCGUCGCAGAGAACGUCAUUCUCUACUGCACGCGGUUCCGGGAGACAUUGUUCAUUCCGGAUAUCCUCAACGACGAGCGGUUUGGCAACGUCAACGAAGCGUGGCUCCAGCGCAACGUCUUGAGUAAAGCCAUCAUUGCGAUACCCAUCUCCCGCGGAGCCGGCAACGACGGGCUGCUCGGCGUCCUCUACCUUGAAGGUGAGCCAGGGUCGUUUACCGAUCGCAAUGUGUCAGUGCUGCAACUGCUCGUCAACCAGAUCGGCAUCAGUUACUCCAACUCGCUGGCCAUGAAGGCCGUGGAGAAGGUGUCCAAGGAGAACGAGUCGAACGUGCGGGCGCUCAAGAGCACGGUGGAUCAGGCGCGAGAAGCCGAGGCCAAGGCCAAGGCGGCCGAGGCGGAAGCGAAACGCAACGUCAAGCUGGCCGAAGAGGCAGCGAGGGCCAAAUCAAUCUUCCUGGCCAACGUAUCCCACGAACUGCGGACGCCUCUCAACGGCGUCAUUGGCAACUCGGAGUUGCUGCGCGACAGCAGUCUCAACAGGGAGCAGCUGGACAUGGCGGACUCGAUCCGGGUGUCCGCCGAUCUGUUGCUCACGGUCAUCAACGACAUUCUCGAUUUCUCGAGAAUGGAGGCCGACAAGAUGAAACUGUAUGUCAUCGCCUUCAACCCGGAGGAGAUGGUGCGUGAGGUCGUGCGUGCAGUGUCGUACAGCAACAGGCAGAAGACACAGAGGAAGAAUGUCACGAUUACCAAGGAUAUCAACCUUCCCCCGAUGCUCAUUUACGGCGACCCCAUUCGGCUGCACCAGGUGCUUGGGAAUCUCAUCAACAACAGCCUCAAGUUUACAGAGAAUGGCUCCAUCACGAUCGGGGCGCAGGUCGAUUACGAUUCGAACGAGAAGGCCGUGCUUACCUUCAAGGUCCAAGACACCGGCAUCGGGAUUCCACAGCAGCAGCUCGAGAAGCUGUUCCAGCCAUUUUCGCAGGCGGACGCCAGUACAGCAAGAAAGUACGGCGGCAGUGGUCUCGGACUCAGCAUCUGCAAAUCUCUGAUCGAGACCAUGAUGAAGGGCAAGAUUCACCUGGAGAGCCAAGAGGGCGUCGGCACGAUGGCUUGGUUCACCGUGACUUUUGACAAGGCCACGCCGGACGUCAAUGCAGGCGACGCGCAAACGGUCAAGUCGCCGCCCAUCGCCGACCGUUUCACGAUACCCGCGACUCCGCUCAACGAGCUGGCGCCGAACCCGUUCAUCCACCUGACGACCAUACCGAAGGAUCAGAUCCGAAUCUGCAUCGCCGAGGACAACCUGAUCAACCAGAACAUCGCCAUGAAGUUCUCGCGACGCCUGGGCUACACGACGGUGGACGCGUACGAGAACGGGCAAAAGGCACUCGAAGCGCUGAGAAAAAAGGCGCAGGAAGGACAGCCAUAUCACGUUGUGCUCAUGGACGUGCAGAUGCCUGUGCUCGAUGGCUAUGAAGCGACCAAGGCAAUCCGCAGCGAGCCCUUGGAGGCGGUGAACAAGGUCCUGAUCAUCGCCAUGACGGCAUCGGCGAUUCAGGGUGAUCGGGAGAAGUGCCUGGCGGCCGGCAUGAACGAUUACAUCGCGAAACCCGUCCGGGUCGACGUCUUGGGCCGAAAGCUGGACAACUAUAUCAUGCCGCACACCGCGGCAACGGGACCCGGCAGCAACACACCCGUGAGGCCAUCCCCGGCAUCUGGCGCCUUCGCGCCGCCACCUAGAUCGGCGGCGGUGCCCGCGUCCGCGUCCCAGACCCCGCCUUCUUCGCGCACAACGCCAAGCCCGCCCGCGUAUCCCAGCUUCGAGGGCAACGGCGUGGCCGCCAGCGCGCCUAUUCCCAUUCGCGACAACCCCGCCUACAGCCGCCCGUCCGUUGAGCCGCUGGCGCCAAGCCAACGAUCGAGCGAGACGCGGCUGUCGGACGCAACCGACGCGCCGUCGGUGACGCCUUCGCAGAAGCGGCUGACCAAGAAACUCACCAAGAGUCGCACGAGCAGCGAGACGAACAUGAUUUCGCCGCUGCCGCCACCGCCACCACCAACACAGACGCCAGAGAAACCAGAGAAGACCAAAGGCGUGCUCACGAAGCGGCCGCCGCAACGGCAGGGGACGACGUCUUCGGCAGACGGUGUGGAGAAUGUACCGCUCGACGCUGCUCAGCGGAACAGCGCAAGCUCGAGCCGGGACCGGUUUUUCAUGGGCUGA